CAGCGCCUUGCUCACAAGGACCAGACAGAGCAUGAAAUUCUCACAGAGAAGAACCUUCAGAUAGGUCUCCUGCAGGAGACAAAUGCCAAGCUAGAAGAGGAGAAGAAUGACAUGAGCACAAAGAUCAAUGACCUUGAGAAGCGAAUGCAAGCAUCUGAAGCAAUAUCCCAAGAGGUCCAAGACACCUUUGGAAGACAGUUCCUGGAGCUUCAAUCUGAACAAACGGCUCUGAAGGAGGAGCUGGCAAAACAAAAGGAUGGCGAGAAAGGACAGACGCUUGAUGAACAGGCUCUCCGGAGGAGGCUCUUCGAUGUGCCAAAGACAUGUUGCUCCAGAAACUGGAGGAGAAGGAGGCAGUGGAGCAACAGAUGAUGGAUGAGAAAAUGGAGUUGCAGACACAGUUAAACAAUCAACAGAGCCUUGAGGAACUACUGCAUGAAAAAGACAGAUUAGAGCAGGAACUCGCCAGGCAGAAGAGGUCCCUACAGGCUGAAGUUAAAGAACUGGAGCAAAAGUUACAGGACCAAGCCAGGAAGCUUCAGAAUGAGAAAUCCAAUCUUGAGUCAGAGCUUCAACAGAAAGACUUUGAACUGAGGAAGUGGGAAGCCAGCUUCAGAGAGCAACAACUAGAGUACAGGAACAGGGAAGCUUUUGUCAGGAGGAAAUAUGAUAAUCAGAUGGACUCUCUCAGGACAGACUCGGACAAGGAGAUGGUGGCCCGACUGGAGGGCAUGCGACUCAUCCUGGAGCGCCAGCACGCGGAGGCAGUGUCCCGGCUCCGAAGGGACCUGGAGCAGGAGUUCAGCUCCAGGGAGGGGCUCCAGGCGGAGAAGCACCUCUCGGAUAUCUCCCUCUUGAAGUCCCGCCAUCAAUCACAGCUGGAGGAGAUGAAGGGUGAGUUUGAAUCCCGUAUCCAAGGCAUGAAGGAGGAGCUUGAGGAGGAGAGGAAGAAGCAGUUGGGAACGGUCAAAUCCAUUCAUGAGAGAGUGAUGGAACAGGAUCAAGCAGAACAUGUACAGACUUUACAGGAAUUGAAGGACCAACAUGAAUGGGAGAUGGAGGCUCUGAAAGGUGAAUUAGAUCUGAAACAGAGAGAGAUAUUUGAGGAAAUGAAAGCAAAGAUUGAAGAAAAUCACCAGAAAGAGAUUGAAAAGAUCAGACAACACUGUGAGACCAAAUCUCAAACAGAAGUGGAAGCCAUCAAGUCCAGUUUGGAACAAGUGUACAUGAGCCAGAUGGAGACCUUGAGAGCCGAGAUGACCCACGAGAAGGCCCAGGCCAUGAAUGACCUUCGCCAAGCCCUCAUGUUGGCUAAUGAGGAAGCAUUGAGAAGGACAGAGGAAAGCUGGGUUGCCAAACUGGAGGAGGAGCGGAAAGACCUAGCCCAAAGAACUGAUGAAGCGGAACAGAACACCCAGGAGCUGAUAUCACAGCUACAGAGACGACUGAGUCUUGAACACAAGCAAGUCGUCCAGACUCUUGCCGAACAGUGGGACCAGGAGGCCGUGGAGCGCCUGGAGACAGUCCGAGCUGAGAUGGAGGCCAAAUACACCCAGGAGCUGGAAGAGGAGAAGAAGGAGUCGGAGCAGAGGAGAGAAGAGGACAUAGAGCGAACCAAGGGACAUGUGGAGGAGGAGUACAAGUCUGAGGUGGAGCUCCUCCUCAAGGAGCGGGAGAUGUUGGUGGAGCAUGCGGAAGAAAUGAGACAGAACCUUGACAGGGUACAUCACAAAGAGCUAGCAGACCUGAGAGCCAGCCUCAAGGCCGAGUACGAUCAGUAUGUCAGAGCAAAGGAAGAGCUAGAGAUUGCCCGCUCCCAGUCUGAAGCAUCCCUCAUCGAGGAUUUGUCCCUUCUCAGGAUCGCCCACCAAGAUCUUCAGCAGCAGUACCGUGCUGAGGUAGCAUCCUUGAAGGUCCAACUGGAGCAAGCAGGAGUCACCGAUCCAGAUCAGCUCUCCGAAGAGAACAAGGAGCUCCAGGCCGCCCUUACCAAACUUCGCGCCAAACUGCAAGAGGAACACAGCGAGGAGCUGAAUCAGCUGAGAGUGUACUUUGAGAAGCAGGUGGAGGAGACAGAUGAGAGAUGGAAGGCAGAGAUGGCCCAGCUGAAGAAACUCUAUGAGUCUCCUGAAGGCAAUGCUGGUAAGGAUAUAGAUGAGAAAGAUGCCAAGAGGAAGGACUAUUCCCAUGCCAUGAUGACCUUGACGCAUCUCUCAGACUCCGACAGCUCACCCCCAAGAUCACCACCCAAGUUCUUGGAAGUUGAGGCAGAACUGAAGCAAGAGCUGCGGGGGCAACUGGAACAUGAGUACCAGAAAGAUCUAAGGAAUCUCAGACUAGAGCUUGAGAGUGAACAUAAAGCAGAAAAGGCAAGGAUAAAGAUGGAGUAUGAUCUACAGAGGGAGGAGGACAUGCUGCAGCUUGAGGAUAGGUUGAAUGCCAAACACACCCAGGAUUCCAACGAUCUUGAGCUGGAUUACCUAAACCAGUUUGAGGAGCUACGGAACCAGCUUCAAGGAGACCACACCAAAGAAAUAGCCAGAUUGCAGUUGCAAGCUGCUAGUGAGUCAGCAAGGGCAGUGGAAGAGGAAGUUGCUAGGUUGACAACUGAACAUCUUGAAGCAAUGCAGGGCUUAAGGAGAGAACUUGAAGAAGAGAAUCAGGAGAUACGACAGCAGAUGUCCUCUGAGUUGGCUUCUGCUGUUGCUGAAGAAAUGGAAGGACUUCGUGAAACACUCCAAAAAGAACAUAUGGAGGAAUUGGAGAACCUGUGCCAGCAAUAUGAGAGUAGAUUGCAAACUGACUCUUCAAAAGAAGAAGCAAAUAGACAAGCUGAGGAGGUCCAAAGAUUGAAAGGUGAAUGGCAACAAGAAAGAGAACUUCUUGUAAAAGCGAGCAAAAAUGAAAUCGUUGAUGAAGUUGCGAAGAUAGUAUCUGAUGCAACGAUAGAGCGAGCCCUUUUGCAGGUUGAGGUAGAUACCCAAAACAACAUGAUAGGUAUCUGUCUUGAGCAAUUGGACAAACUUAAGAACUCCGAAGCUGAAUCCCUGCAGGGGGCCAUUGAAGAGAUGGAGCAGCUAAGACAGAAGCUCCAAGACAGCGAAGAGCGACUUCAUCAACUGCAGGAGAACAUCAAGAAUGGAGAGGCUCCAGAGAUUCAGGAGCUGAAGGAAACCUUGAUGCGGGACUACGACAAUCGGUUAGAGUUGAUAACAUCCACAAUGAAUGAAGAGAUGGAUCAGUUGGUGAGGACGACCCAGGAUCAAGCCAGAGCUGAUGUCGAGAAGAUGCAGGAAGACUUUGCUGUUCAGCAUCAGGCUUUGAUGGACAGGUUUGUGGAGGAUCAGGAGAAGGCACUUGGAGAGCUCAAGGUGGUUCAUGAAGAAGAAUUGUCCAGAACUAAGGAAGAGCUUCAAACCCAGCUUACUGAACAACACCGUAAAGAGCUUGAAGAUCUUCAGGAAUCAUUCACCAAAGCCAAAGAGGAGGAGAUGGAGGCCCUGAGGAGGAGCCACAGCCAAGAGCUGGAGGAGCUCCGCCUGGACCUGAUGAAGCUUACAGAUGAAGAGAGGGAGAAGCUGGAGGAAAAGAUGAUGGAAGAAAGAAGAGGUGUUGAAGAGAUAGAAAAUAAGAUGAAAGAGAUGAAAGAGAAGCACGAACGAGAGAAAGAGGAGAUCAAGGAAGAGAUGGUUGCCGCCCACAUGCAGAAGUUUAGAGAGGUUACGGCUGAAUUGGAGGAAAGUCAUAAACAGGAAAUGGAAGCCUCUAACACGACACUGCAAACAGAACUCGAGACGGACUUCCAGGAGCGGCUCCAAGCUGUCCAGAACCAGCUCCAGGAAUCCCAGCAACAGCUGCAGGACUCCGGCCUACAACUCCAGGAAUCGGUCCAGCAGCAUGAAGAGGAGAUGAACAGCCUGAAGCAGUCUCUGGAGAUGAAGAUCGCCAAGAUGGAAGAGGAGCAUGCUGACCAGCUGGCUGCCUUGGGCGCUUCCCAAGAUGCCGAUGUGGAGACGGCGAAGGGCGACCUGGAGGAGGUGCACCGGAAGGAGAUCAUCGACCUCCAGAACAAACUGGAAGCUCAAAAACAGAAAGACAUUGAAGAUCUCCAGAUGGCGUUUGAGGAAGCUAAGAAGAUACUGACGGACAACCAUCGAGAGAUGCUGAGUCAGAUAGAAGCGGAGAAGGAAGAGAAGGUGAAGGAGAUGGAAAGAGAGAAGGAAGAAGCUUUGGAUAAACUGAAAGAUGAAAUGAAUAGGAAUGCUGAACAAGAGAAAGGAGAGAGGGAUCAGCUGAUUAAGGAGCUGGAAGAUAAAUGGAAAGAGGAAAAGGAUACACUCAUGGAAGAGAAUGAACAGCUGAAGGAGAAGAAUUCAGAGCUACUUGAGACGAUAGCUAAACGAGAGUCUGUGAUUGGUCAAUCAGAACGUGAGAAUGAAGAAGGAAGCACUCUAUUGGCCAUGCUCCGAUCAGACUUAGAUCGCCUGGGAACUGAGAGGGACGGCUUACAUCAGACCAACAACCACCUGCUCCGCGUUCUGACCCAGGUUGUUCACACUACCAUGGCAACGGAGAAUGCCAUCAACCGUCGCUUAGGAGGGGGGUCGAGACCGACCCCCUCCCGCCAGCAGGAGAUGGACAGGAGGGGCGAUGGGCGACCCUCCUCCCCAAGGAUCGAUCUUCUUAGGGGUGCCGUUGGAGGACACCAUGAUAGGCCAGGCGACUCAAGCUCCGAUGGUGACAUCCUUCAUGAUACCAGUGUCGCUUCUCUGUUCAGUGACGAAGGUUUGGAACUCUCACAGCACAUCAAUGAGAGUAUAUUUGUGGGACCGGACCUUGAUUCAGAAGGCGAGGAAAUGGUCACAGGUGCCACCACCAGGCUCCACUCAGCAGUGGAACGGCUCCUGGACCAGUUCUCUGACUCCAGCACCCAGUCAGACCAACGGCGUCCUGUCCAGGCCGAGGGCUAUGCCAGCUCUGCCUCCAGCAGGGAGGAGGACUCCCUGUCCAGGAGCACUGGACUAGGAGGUGGAGACAGGGAUGAUCUACUGAGGAGGCUCCAGGCGGAGAUCAGGGAGAAAGAGAGGCUCGCGGUGGAGCUCCAUAAAUCAGAUGGUCUCCUUGACGGCAUCACCGCUGAGAAGUCAGAAGUUGAAGAAGCCUUGCAGCGAGCCCAGCAGCGCCACCACGACAUGGUCGUCCAGAUGGAGGCUCUAUCAGAGCGUCUUACAGAGAUGACCAAUGCUAACCAAGCUCUACAGGAUGCGCAGGAUCAGUUUGAACAACAGAGGGCGGUGCUCGCAGAACGUCUUGGUCUAGAGGAUCUUGGCUUGAUAGAGGAGAACACCCAGUUGCGCCACCAGGUCCAGGCCCUCACCCUCGAGCACCAGGACAUGGAACGACAGGCAGCCAAGACCAAGACCUACCUGGAGCAGCAGAUCCAGGCGCUGGAGACCACCACCGAGGAACAGAUCGCUGGAGCCAAGAAGCAGGAGGAGGCGGCUCGCCUUCGGGCGGAGGAUCUUCAGAGACAGGUGGAUGCUGCCAAGAAGCUUCAAAGCUCCCACAAGCAGUUCCUAGAGCAACAAUCUGCAGACAGGGAACAGGAGAGGGAAGAGUUCCAGAGGGAGAUUGCACGGCUGGAGGAAGAGUUGAAACAGAAAGAGAAACCUGGGCAGGAUUUGGAGCAGCUAAAGAAAGAAAACCAAGACCUGAAGGAUGAGAUCAGUCUAUCCCAGAGUGCUGCAACCGAUUCAGUCUCCCGUAUACAACAGCUAGAGAAAGAGGUCUCAUGGAAGCAGGAUACAGUGACAGAACUUGCUAGACAGAUCAAGGAGCUAGAACGGCAGGUUGACGACCAGAAGAAACUACCGGCCAAGGUCUCAGAACUUGAGGCUGAGCUACGGGGCGCCCUCCAUCUCCAAGAAGAGAUGAGACAUGAGAAAGAUGCUCUCCAGAAACAAUGCUACGACCAACUCCUCCAGAUCUCGGCGCUCCAGUCCAAACUGGAUGCCCACAAACACGGCCUGGACAGUCGCGUAGCACCCUCAUCUAGUUCUACAAAGUCUUUGGAUGAUACCAACGAAGGUCCAAUGUCCCUGGCUCAGCAGUGGGAACAGGACAAGGAAGCUUUGGACAGGAAAGACAAAGAAAUUGCUGACUUAGUGGAGCAACUAGAGCAAUUUAGAGAAGACCUCACCAACAAGGAUGAGGAAAUUGCCCAGCUUCAGCUCCAGCUUGAGGUUGCCUCCAGGGAGCAAGGAUCUGGGAGAGAAGACAUGGAGGAGGAGAUCAACCAGGUCAAAGCAGAGAAUGAGAGAUUGAAGGAUGAGCUCCAGGCUCCUCCUCUGGACCAGGAGGAGGCCUCCUUACCCAGGCUGGCCCAGGAGCUCUUGGAGGAGAAGAACCUGGAGAUAGACCAGCUGGAGCAGCAGAUCCAGCAGCUCCAGUCCAGACUGGUCCAGGAGACCAGGAGCCUGGGUCGAUACCAGGAGAAGGAGCUGGUGGUGGAGGAGGUGAUCCGGGUGGAGAGGCAGUCAGCGGAAGGUUCUCCGGUAGGGGAUGCCAAAGCAGAAGAACUGAAUCGGCUCCGCCUGGAGCUGGAGACCCAGGUGGCGGCCAAGGACCAAGAGAUCUCCAUGCUUAGGCAGCAAAUCAGUGAUCGAGACGAGAGCAACGCGCUGUCCAACCCUGCAGUUCAAGAGGUCAUCGAUAGGAUGAGACAACACACACAGGAUGAGGAGCAACAGAGGAAGCAACUUGAGCAAGAAGUAAGCUCGCUGAGAAAGAUCAUGGGUAUUCGUGAGAGGGAGGUAACAGACUUAGAGGCACAGCUCGUUAGAACCCAGGAGCAGGCCUUAUCCCAGGGGGAGGAUGCUUCACAACUGGACAAUGAGGCUCUCCACAAAACAAUACAGGAUAAAGAGCUUGAGAUCAUGAGCCUCAAGGUGGAGAUGGACAGGCUUGAGGAAGCGGCCUUCCAAACCCAGCAGCAAGAGCAGCAGACAAGGAUUCCGGAGGCCACACCCAUCCCAGCAAGCUCUGCCCUGGAGGAGGCGGUCAAGAAUCUAGAGGAGGAGCUCAGUCAAGAGAGGAGUCGAGCGUCCGAGAUGGAGGCCGACUACCAGAGACGGUUGGCCGGUCUCAAGGGUCUUUCUCCUGGAAAGACUCUGGCUCAGAAACUGAAUGAGAUCCGUGAGGAGCUCACCAGCCAGCACCAGGAGCAUGUGGCUGACAUCCAACGCACCAUGAACAAGGAGGCGGAGCUUCGUAUCGAGCAGAUCAAGAAGGAGCACGCCCACCAGAUACAGCUCCUUGAGGAGCGCACAAGAUCACAGGUGCAGGAGGCAGUGCUGAAGACCAAUCAAGAUCUACUGGUUGCUCACGGGGAGGAGAAGGCUAGGAUUGAGGAGGAGCAUAGGAAGCAGAUGGAUAGGCUUGCUGCAGCCACGCCCAUCAAUAUCAGCUCACUCGGAGAUGUUGGAGACCUUUUACACAAGGAGGUUGAAAACACAGCAAGAUUGGACUCCAACCUUCUUGGUCAUCUGAGGCGUCGUCAGGGCGGAGUAGGGAGAGAGCAGCCCCCAGGGGAGGGGUCCAUGACAAACGGGGAUACAUCUGACCUUGAUAUGACCAAUGGGGAGAUACCACCAAGGUUACAGAGUGUCUUAGCCAGACUUCACAGCGAGGGUCUCCAGGUCCUAUCCCUCUCCGACCUUCGCUACCUACGCCAAGCUACCUCACCUCGCCCCUCUGUCCGAAGGGGCACGGACAUUGCCUCAUUGCAGAAUGCCUGGCAGAAUGAGAAGCAAGCUCUCCUAGAUGCCAUCCAGGCAUUGAAAGAUUUAAUCACACAAACCACUGCUGGUCUCAGGAAUGAUGAACAUGACUGGAGGGGAGACCUACUUAGGGCCAUCCAAGGUGUCUUUGAUCAAGAGAGGGAGUCCUUGCUGGCUGAGCUCAGGACACAUGUUGUAGCCAGCGGAGACCAAGAUCUCUCUCAAGUUCAGCUCCUUGAAAGGAGGAUAAGAGAACAGGAGAGCCAUCACAAAGCAGCUAUGGAGCAGAUCUACGGGGCAGACCGCGCCUCACUUCUCUCUGAAGUUCACGACCUGCGGGUCAAUCACAACGCCUCUCGCAUCGAGCUCCAGGAGGUACGACAGAGAUCUACCCAGCAGCUGAGUGCCUUGGAGGAACAAAGCUCCAACAGGGAGAAACAGCUCAAAAGGCAAUUGGAGACCAUGGAGCACAAGUUCAGGCAGGAAAGGAUCCUUGCUGAUGAUCUCCGAACCUCACUCACCGUUGAGCGGCAGAAGAUUUCCCAGCUUGGCGCCUCGCUCGGCAAUGAGAAAAAGCUGGUCUCGGACCUGCGGGAUGAAAUCGCAGAGCUUCAGUCUCUCGUCGAUAGGCUGCAUGCUGCGAAAGAUGAUUUUGAGAGUCGCAUGACGGAUGUCGGGAGUGUGGCCGAAAAAGCUUUAGCUGCCUUGGAGGGUGAGAAGGCAAGAACGGUGACGCUGCUUGAGAGUCUAGAGUCGGAGAAGAGAAACGUGUCCAAACUCUACGACACCUUAUCUAAGGAGAGUGACCGGUCAGCUCAGACCAGGGACAGGGAUCAGAAAUUACUGAAGGAAAUGAGAAAAGAGUUAGAUGUAGAGCGUGUGAAAGCCAACGAGAUAAGCAAAUCCCUCGAAGCUGCCAGAGAACGUGCAGAGAGCCUGAGCAGGGAGCUGGAAGCGGAGAGAAACGAGAGCGCCAACACGGUCAGCUCGGAGCAGAUGAAGAUGUUUGACCUCAAGAGGGCGCUAGACGUGGAGAAGACAAGAUGCCAGGAAGCUCACACUGCGCUUCAGAGGGAAAGGACACUAAAUGCCCAACUCCACGAAACCCUAGAACAAGAAAGGCGGUCAUUUGCUGAUGACUCUCUCAGGGAUAAAUCCACUGUCUCGGACCUUCAGAAUCUACUAGAAGGGGAGCGGCGAAAAGCCAGUGAACUUCAUUCCACCAUUCAGCAGCUAGAGAGCCAGAUAGGUCGACUAGAGGGGGCGCUGCACUCGCAGAGGUCACAGGGUUCAGACGUGGUGGAAAGGGAGAAGGCUGUGAGUCGUAAACUGAAAGAGAGUCUUGAAAACCUUGAUGCUCAAUGCAGAGAUUUGAAUGCCAAGCUGGCCAUGUCUCAGGAGACGGCAUCGAAAGCCCAGGCGGACCGGGAUCGGCUCCAGGCAACGCUGACCAGCCAGAAGGAGCUCCAGCUGGACCAGGAGACCAGCAGGGAGACAGAGAGGGAGGCGGAGAAACAGAGGCAGAAGGAGAGGGAGAAAGAAAGGGAGACUGAGAAGCAGAGACAGAGAGAUCGAGAGCUGGAGAGACAGCUUGACAAGCAGAAGAUGGACGCCCUGGAAGAUAAGCUGAUAGAGACUCAACGAACUAUCAAGAGAAUGGAGAGAGAGAACAUGAGAAUCCAGGAAACGCAGGCCAAUGAUGAUCUACAUAGAGCUAUAGAGAAGGAGCUACAUAAUGACUCAGGGAGCCCUUAUCGUAGGAAAGAAGGUGGGGCCACCAAGACAGAACGGGCUAGUCUUGACCUGUACAAAGGUCAGCUGGAGUCCGUCAGACAGAGGUUACAACUCAUGGCGGUCAAGCAACAAGAAGAACUCUCCAAGAUCGAAAGAGCCACACUUUCAGCUGAUAGAGUACCAUCUUCCACAGUUCAGGAGCUAAGAUCAGUUGAUGGCGCUCUUGUUGAACUUAUCACCGAAUUACGUCAAAUACAUGCUGCCCUCGCUCUGCUCUCCGAGUCCCAGCCACCACUUGUGACAUCAACGGCAUCCAGGAUCAACGAGCGACUUCUGGAGCAGAAUGCAGAGAUGAGCAGCUACGUGUCACAGCUCAGCACAGAGAAAUCAGAACUCAGGGGGGCGCUGUCUAAGCUGGAAGAGGAGAUUUGGCAGUUCCGGCAGAGGGAGGCCCAGAGACUGCAGUCUCCAAGGGGAGGAGCAUCCACUGACAAGGAAACGGAAGCUCUCCUGGCCAAAGAGAGGGCCACAUGGGCCCAGGAGUGCUUGGCCACCCAGACCUCGCUACAGGAAGCCGAGAGACAGAUCAUCCAGCUCAAGCUUGACCUUGAGAGGGGUAACCUGAGGAGGGAACACGUCAAUGGGGAAACCUCGGAGCAGCAGCAACAGCAGAAGAUCCAGCGUCUCUACGGAAAGUACCUCAGGGCGGAGAGUUUUCGCAAGGCGCUGGUCUACCAGAAGAAGUACCUUCUCCUGUUACUGGGCGGCUUCCAGGACUGUGAACAGGCAACCCUCUCACUGAUCGCCAAGAUGGGGGCUUACCCUUCACCUGAAGAUCUCAGAGACCAGCCUUCAAAGCAUGGCAAGGGUUUCACCAGGUUCAGGAGUGCAGCUAGGGUCGUUAUAGCAGUGUCAAGGUUAAAAUUCCUGGUGAGAAAAUGGAGACGUGCAACCCGGUCAGGGUCCCGAGAGCUCAUGGGGUCGGCAAACGCCCCGUCCAGUGCUUCCCAACCCCACAGGACCGGUGCAGCACCUCUUUCAACUGCCUCGCCCACGACCAGCACCACCAACCCAUCACAGUCGCACUCUACUGGGGCUCAUCAGGGGCGCUAUACCUCCCCUCUCAGGGCUUCCCCAAGGAUAGGGGAAUAUUUGGGGGAUUCCCCACCAGUCAGGGACAGGGGGGCGUAUGGUAUGAUUAACGGCAUGGCCCAUGGGGGCGCUGCAGGGGGAUAUCAACCAGGGAGGACGAGAACCAGCACCUCGCCCCUCUCACACAGACUUGGUAGCGGAUCACAUCUUGGCGCCACUCCUGGUGGCACUCAAAGUACAGGUAGACUAGGAGUAGGAGCCACGUAUGCCUCGGAUCUCAAUGAGUCGGACGGGUCGUUCUAUAUCAGAAAGAUCGAGGCAUUGCAAGAGAGGUUAAGGAAAACAACAAUAGGGCGGGAGGAGAGUUCUUCCACAUCAAGAUACAGUUACGUCAAGAGGUAACAUUAAAUCUUCUGCUUGGCUUCUCCAGCUCGCCUAUCCACAGGAAAAACUCACAGAAACUUUGUGAAAUUAGAAACAGGACUUUGCCUCAUCUUGUUGAAGGAAGAAAAAAGUGAGAAGGAAGGAAAUGUGAGAUUCCAAUGAAAUUGAAUUCUUUUGGUGUUAUAGGACAUUAUACUCAUCCAAUCAUAACCAGAGAAAGUCACAUGAUCAUUGACCCAUCAGGCAAUCAUAGAUGGUAUCCGCAGUGAUGUCACAGUUCAUACCUUUAUAGGGUUUACAAAUCUUAGAUCACCUAUUUACGUUGUCGCUUCUUCUUCUUGAGCCAGUACAACAUGCCUUCCCAGUCUAGUUGGGGAUUCACAAAGAUUUGAGUGUUGUUUAUAGGCGCCCUUGAAUUCCUAGUUGCGUCAGGUGUAUUUCGCAUCACCACAUUGGUCGGAUAUUGCUCAAUGGAGACAUGGCACUGUUUAGUCGUCGGUAAUGUUACACUUCAGUCUCUUUGGUGUGUUGGCGCUAAAGCACCAUUCCAAAUCAAACUGACCUGUUUGUGAAACACUCCCCUGGAUAUUAAUGUCACUCCAAGGCCUGUUUGCAUAAAAUUACAAUUGAUUGUAAUAUGCCUUUGAUAGUAAUGCCACUCAAAAGGGAA
This is a messenger RNA of Lytechinus variegatus (green sea urchin), 11658 nucleotides long. Its product is annotated as pericentrin-like. The coding region runs from base 324 to 11006 and encodes 3560 amino acids. The record is from RefSeq and is a predicted model, not a curated record. The transcript has 48 exons. NCBI's taxonomy places the organism in Eukaryota, Metazoa, Echinodermata, Echinoidea, Temnopleuroida, Toxopneustidae. Gene Ontology annotation, biological process: signal transduction. Gene Ontology annotation, molecular function: molecular adaptor activity; DNA binding.